Molecule: messenger RNA, 2481 nt
Organism: Penicillium malachiteum
Lineage: Eukaryota; Fungi; Ascomycota; Eurotiomycetes; Eurotiales; Aspergillaceae
Product: deadenylation-dependent mRNA-decapping factor PAT1
Exons: 6
Coding region: 1-2481 (826 amino acids)
Biological process (GO): deadenylation-dependent decapping of nuclear-transcribed mRNA; P-body assembly
Cellular component (GO): P-body
Molecular function (GO): RNA binding
Source: RefSeq, a predicted model, not a curated record
AUGUCAAACCCCUAUAUCAAAAGUAUCUACCUCUCUCUUCUACAAUUGAUAAGGGACCGCGAUCGCGGUCCUAGCUCCAGGGGUUUCUUCGAGAACCCUGACCCCUUCGCGGAGGUCGCCCGUGCCUCGGGUAUCGAAGAUGACGAUGCAAUUGACUUUGAAGACACUUAUGAUGGUCUUGGUGACCAGCUCAAUGACGACCAAGAUGAGUUCAACGAUGAUACCUUUGGUGGGGGUGGAGAUACUGGAACAGGAGGCGCUGUUGGGCGGGACUUCGAUUUCUUUGGUCGCACGGCUCAGGUUGCCGAUGCCAUUGGCGAGGAGCAGAUUCGCUAUAGUCUGCAAAACCCUCGCGCCGCUCCGGCAGCUCAGCAGGAGGCUCAGGUCCCUCAGCCGGCCGCCGAACCAACUACCAAACGCACUGGUUAUGAGAAGUAUUCAGAUCCCGGAUACAUCCCCGAUUUGCAAGCCAAGUCGAGUGUCUGGGGUAAUUUACAAAAGAAACCAGAGCCAAGCCCUGCGAUGAUGUCUGCGAUUCCUUCUAUGCCUUCCAUGCCUUCUAUGCCCACGAUGCCUGCGAUGCCUGCGAUGUCUGCCCCCAAUCGGAAGAUGAUGAGCUUGGAGGAGGUAGAAGCCCAGCUGCGCAAUCAAGGUCAUCCUUUCGGACACAUGGCGACCCAAUCGAUUCACCAGCAAAUGCCUGACCCAUCUUUUAUGCGUCACCCUCAAGACUUCCCAACCCUGCCUGAGGGAUUCCCCGCCAAUAUCCCUCCGGAGAUUCUGCGGGCGCAACUCGAAAAGGGUGGACUGCCCCCACACAUGGCACACCCUCCACCCGGAGUUCAGGAGCUAACAACCUCCCCCCCGCAGAACUUGCCACCCCAGGGCUCCCGCCAUGCAGGACCCCCAGCCCAGCGCCAGCAACCUGUGCCACCCCCGCCAUCCCGAGGUCCUAACGGAGGAUUGCCUGUUAUCACAAAUCCCCAACAGCUGGUGCAUUUGACAGAGGAGCAGCGCCAGGCUUACCUCAUGGAAGACGCCAAGCGGGCGAAGCGCAACCACAAGAUUUUCCUUCUUUCUCGAGGAAACGGCUUGAUGACGCCACAGGAUAAGAACUUCAUUACUCGAAUUCAACUUCAACAGCUUGUGGCCGCCGCUGGAAAUGUCGCAGAUUCCGACCCGGAAGCUGUACUCGCAGAGGACUUCUACUACCAGGUCUACAGCCAGAUCCGCGGCGCCCCACGUCAACACCCCCACCAGCCCUUGGGUCACUUUGCUCAGACCUACCUCUUGCAAACCGGAAACCGAAUUGGAGGACAUGGAAACCGCAGAGCAUUCCAGAGUGCGGAUAACCACAUGCAGCGCAUGCAGCAGCAGGUGCAACGUGCGGUUGAGGCGGCUAAGGCUAAGCCAAAGAACAAGCAGCUUAUCAUCGAGGGCAGCUUGGGCAAAAUUUCUUUCAGCAACGCUAAGGCACCGAAACACAUGCUCAACAUCAAGCGCCCUGAUAGCUCAGAGGGAGUUCGUCCCAAGAAGCUGCAGUCUGACUUGAGCGUUGGCGACCGUAAAUCUCUCCUGGGCAAUAUUGAGGCUGUAUACAAUGCCCUGAUGUCUAUGGAAGAUAUGGAACGCACAAUGCCACCACCACCAGAGGAAGGUGAUACCGAGGCCAUUCAGGAGCACAUGGAAUGGCGACAGAAGGUCCAGUCUCUUAACCAGAAGCUGUGGCAAGCGCUGAAGGUUAUGGAGCCCAUCGUUCCCAACUCCACAACCCCACACCCUUUCAUUGCAUUCUUGUCAUACGCCAAGGGCAAGAAGGCAAUUCCUCGUAUUUUCCGCCACAUCGAUCAAGAGCAACGAGUUACUAUUCUUACUAUGAUUGUCGUCCACCUGGACAGUCUUGACGUGGUUCGCCUUGCCCAGUCAUCUGGACCUAUCGAUGCUCAGCUACCUGUGGCUGUGCGAGAAGCCAUCGACCUGUUCGGCCUCGCUGUCAUGCCAAGCUUGCUGGGCUACGUGAAUGAAGCUCCCUUUAACAUUAUCAUUGGUCUUCUUGGAUUGGUUAUUGCACAGACUCAAGCUAUUGGCGUGGCUCGGACUAAGAUUGGUCUUGGUAUCUUGACCAUGCUGCUUAGUCGUGCUGAGAUCGUUAAGGAAGCCGGCCAGGCUUCUGAGCGUGAUUGGCAGCAGUGGGUUGAAAAGUUCAACGUUCUAUUUGACAUGCUCGAGCCCGGUUUGGCCCAUAUAUUCCCUGGCUCGAUCAACUCUGGCGAUGAUAUGUAUGUCUGGCAAUUCCUUGCCGCCGUGGGUAUUGGUGCUAGCCCUGAGCAACAGCAACGUUUGGUCAUUGCUGUCAAGGACCGCGUCAUGGAAACCGUUGGCUAUAGCAAAACCCUUCCUGCUGACAUGGCCAGCCAACGCCUGGGCAAUGUCAACUUGUUCAUGCGGGCUAUUGGCUUGGACGUGGAACUUCUUGGUUAA